This is a messenger RNA of Drosophila teissieri, 562 nucleotides long. RefSeq lists its product as uncharacterized. The transcript has 3 exons. Lineage: Eukaryota; Metazoa; Arthropoda; Insecta; Diptera; Drosophilidae. The record is from RefSeq and is a predicted model, not a curated record. Bases 135 to 521 code for a protein of 128 amino acids.
UGAUUUUUUUGUAUCAUCUUCGUACAAAUCAAAACUCGUUUGCUACUUAAAUGAGCCAGCCUUUAUUUCGGGCUCAAAGCUGACCAAGCGUUCGGCAGUUCAGAUAGUUUAUAUUCAACCACAGACAGGUCAUCAUGUCUCGCCAAUUUUGCGCGCUGUUGGCGAUUCUCAUCUUCACUUUGGUCGACGGGGCACCACAAACUUCUCCAACCAUCGUUCCGCAAAUUCGCACAAAUGGCUUUCAACUCGAGCCCCUCAAUCAAGAAUACUUUCUCAGAAUCGAACAUCCGGGUGGCACUAUUCGCCAGGAAACCGUGAGCCAGAAUGAAGCCGGUCACCUGCAGGUGAAAGGAGUGAUUAACCAGCCCUUCGAGGAUCAGGGCGCCAAUCUUAUUGUCACCUACGAGGCGGGUCCGAAUGGAUAUGUGGCAAAAUACAGCUACGGCAAGGGUCCUCCAACCCCGCCUCCUGAUACUCCACUGUUCCUCAGUCCCACUGCUCUGAAAACAGCAGCUGGAUGAAGUUUGGCAUUGAUAUUAAGGAGAGAUUAGAACCACAACUU